Phaethon lepturus (White-tailed tropicbird) is the source of this 932-nucleotide messenger RNA. RefSeq names its product DnaJ (Hsp40) homolog, subfamily C, member 9 (gene DNAJC9). Gene Ontology annotation, cellular component: cytoplasm; nucleus. Gene Ontology annotation, molecular function: heat shock protein binding. The annotation marks the transcript as partial. Lineage: Eukaryota; Metazoa; Chordata; Aves; Phaethontiformes; Phaethontidae. The transcript is spliced from 4 exons. The record is from RefSeq and is a predicted model, not a curated record.
ACUGACCGACCGCUCGCCCCCGUGUCCCCACAGAUCCUGGGCAAGGCGUACGCCGUCCUAAGCGACGCGGAGCAGCGAGCCCUGUACGACGAACAGGGCACGGUGGACGAGGAGGGCGAGGCGCUGAGGGGCGAGCGGGACUGGCGGGCAACAUAUGUCACCUCUUUCCUUCAGAUCACCGUAAAAGAUAUUGAAGACUUCGAAAAGAGCUAUAAGGAUUCGGAAGAAGAGCUGGCUGAUAUUAAAGCAGCAUACGUGGAUUUUGAGGGGGACAUGGACAGAAUAAUGGAGUCUGUGUUGUGCGUGGACUAUACAGAUGAACCGAGAAUACGGAAAAUCAUAGAAAAAGCCAUCACCUCCGGAGAAGUCCCAUCCUACAAAGGUUUUGUUAAAGAGUCUAAGCAGAAAAUGAUCGCAAGAAAAAGGCGGGCAGAAAAAGAAGCUAGAGAGGCUGAAACAACUAAAGACGAACUGGGCCUUGGUGGAGAAGAUGACUUGAAAGCACUGAUUCAAAGCAGAAAUAAAGAUCGAAAAAAGGAAAUGGAUGACUUUUUGGCCCAACUGGAAGCAAAAUAUGUGAAUAAUGCUAAAAAAGGAGGAAAGAAGACUGCAGCCAAGAAAGGAAAGAAAUAAAGAACUGUGUAGGCUGAAAUAUCAGGUAUCAUCUUGUAUGGGAACAUGUGGAUUUGGGAGAAUUUCAGAGUUUUUCUGGGCUACUGUUUCAGAGCGUGUGUGCAUCAACUUGCUGUGACGGGCAGGUAUGAUACAGAACACAUCAUGUACAAGAAAGACAAAGCAUUCUGGUGCUACCGUUUAAAAUCAUUUGGGUGCUCUUCAGUUAAGAUCAAACAGGUCAUUGACUAAAAGUUUUGUUACAGUAAGGAAGCGGUGUGAUGUUUGGGAUGGCGGCGUGUUUAUUAAACUUGCCUUGA